GCCCCCGCCCCAGAUUUCCGGGGGAGCUGGCGGGCGGGGUACCCACGGGGCCGCUGCCGUCAGCGCCCCUUCCCGGCGUCCGCGACCCCUCCCCGCUGACCUCACCCGCGCCUCCGCCCCGCGCAGAUAUAAGCAGCGGCCCCUCCGAGAAGCGGGCAGCGGGGUCCGGGUCCUGCCAGCGCUCCCCGCCUCCUGAUCCGCCGGCUCUAGGCCCCAAAACUCCGAACUCGGAGCCCCAGGAUCUCGGACCGGUCCCGCGGAGCUCGCGCCCGGCAGGCCCCGAAAUGCCUGGCCCUUGGUUGCUGCUCGCCUUGGCGUUGACCUUGACCGUGGCUGGUAUUCCGGGAGGCCGCGCCCAGCCGGAGGUGGCCCAGCACGAGGCCGGUGAGCACGCAGGCCUGGACGACCUCUUGCGCCAGGCAGAGCGCCUCCUCCUCCUCCAGGAAGACCUCCUGCGUCUGCGAGGGAAUCAGGACGAUGGAGAAUCAGAGUCCCAGAUCAUUCAACCCGACUGGCUCUCCAAGCGUCAGCAUCCUGGCAAAAGGGAGGAGGAGGAGGCAGAAGACGGAGUUGAAGAGGAAGAAGAAGGAGGGGCCAUGGGCCCCCACAAGCGGCAGCACCCUGGCCGGCGGGAGGAUGUGGCUGCAUGGUCAGAGGUAACCCAGCAGAAGCGGCAGCACCCUGGCCGGCGCUCCUCCUGGCUUGGGUACACUUUCACCAAGAGGCAGCACCCAGGCAGACGGCUGGCGGAUCCCAAGGCCCAAAGGAGCUGGGAAGAAGAGGAAGAGGAGGUGGAGGAGGGAGAGCUGAUGCCUGAGAAACGCCAACAUCCGGGCAAGAGGGCUCUGGGAGGCCCAUGUGAGCCUCAGGGAGCCUGUGGUCAAGCCAGCCUCCUGCUGGGGCUCCUGGAUGACCUGAGCAGGGGUCAGGGGGCUGAGGAGAAGCGGCAGCAUCCUGGGCGGCGGGCGGCCUGGGCCAGGGAGCCCCUGGAGGAGUGAACCCAGCUUCCUAUCAAGUUUGGGGUCUAAGAAUGUCUUAAGUCCUGUGGGUCCUAUUCCCUUUGUGACCCCUUCUUUCCCUCCUCCUUAGAUCCCUGACCAUAAACCCGAGCCCCCUGUGUGUACAACACCCAGUUCCCUGGCCUUGUUCCCC
Messenger RNA from Herpailurus yagouaroundi (jaguarundi), 1152 nucleotides. RefSeq names its product thyrotropin releasing hormone (gene TRH). NCBI's taxonomy places the organism in Eukaryota, Metazoa, Chordata, Mammalia, Carnivora, Felidae. The record is from RefSeq and is a predicted model, not a curated record. Gene Ontology annotation, cellular component: extracellular region; secretory granule. Gene Ontology annotation, molecular function: thyrotropin-releasing hormone activity. The transcript is spliced from 3 exons. Gene Ontology annotation, biological process: negative regulation of glutamate secretion; hormone-mediated signaling pathway; histamine metabolic process. Bases 285 to 998 code for a protein of 237 amino acids.